Gastrolobium bilobum is the source of this 2211-nucleotide messenger RNA. Its product is annotated as peptidyl-prolyl cis-trans isomerase FKBP62-like. Gene Ontology annotation, molecular function: peptidyl-prolyl cis-trans isomerase activity; protein binding. The coding region runs from base 76 to 1809 and encodes 577 amino acids. The transcript has 12 exons. NCBI's taxonomy places the organism in Eukaryota, Viridiplantae, Streptophyta, Magnoliopsida, Fabales, Fabaceae. Gene Ontology annotation, biological process: protein peptidyl-prolyl isomerization. Gene Ontology annotation, cellular component: cytoplasm. The record is from RefSeq and is a predicted model, not a curated record.
CUCUUUCACUGUGUGAUUUCUGAGUUCUGAAUUCGAAGUUGUUUCAUCCGCAUUAUUCUUUCGACAUCUGUGGCGAUGGAGGAGGAUUUCGAGUUCCCAACUGAGGGUAACAUGGAGGAGGAAGAGGAUGAGAUAGAGAGCCCGAUUCUCAAGGUUGGGGAGGAGAAGGAGAUUGGGAAGAAUGGACUCAAAAAGAAGCUGGUCAAGGAGGGUGAAGGAUGGGAAACACCUAACACUGGAGACGAAGUUGAAGUGCAUUAUACUGGAACCUUGCUCGAUGGAACUCAAUUUGAUUCUAGCCGUGACAGGAACACACCUUUCAAGUUCAAGCUUGGCCAAGGGCAAGUGAUUAAGGGAUGGGAUGAAGGCAUCAAAACCAUGAAGAAGGGUGAAAAUGCCAUUUUCACAAUACCCCCAGAGUUGGCUUAUGGAGAGUCUGGGUCUCCUCCCACCAUUCCCCCAAAUGCAACUCUACAGUUUGAUGUGGAGUUGCUGUCUUGGACAAGUGUAAAGGACAUAUGCAAGGAUGGAGGAAUACUUAAGACGAUAAUUACUGAAGGGGAAAAAUGGGAGAAUCCUAAGGACCUCGAUGAAGUGUUUGUUAAGUAUGUAGCUCGGCUUGAAGACGGGAAAGUCAUUUCAAAAUCUGAUGGGGUGGAGUUCACUGUGGAAGAGGGGUAUUUCUGUCCUGCUUUGGCCAAGGCAGUGAAAACAAUGAAGAAGGGAGAGAAAGUUCUCUUGACCGUGAAGCCACAAUAUGCAUUUGGUGUCAGUGGAAGGCCAGCAUCAGGAGGUGAAGGUGCUGUUCCUCCAAAUGCUUCGCUCCAAAUAGAUCUUGAAUUAGUCUCGUGGAAGACCGUGUCUGAUAUUACCAAGGAUAGGAAGGUUCUCAAGAAGACUUUGAAGGAAGGAGAGGGAUAUGAACGACCAAAUGAUGGAGCUGUGGUUCAAGUGAAACUUAUUGGCAAGCUGCAAGAUGGGACUGUCUUCCUCAAGAAGGGUUACGAUGAUGAACAGCCAUUUGAGUUCAAAAUUGAUGAAGUUGUAUGUGGGCUGCACCAUGUCGAGCAAGUAAUAGAUGGACUCGAUAGAGCUGUGAAGAACAUGAAGAAAGGGGAAAUUGCAUUGGUGAUCAUACAUCCUGAAUAUGCUUUCGGACCAAAUGGGUCCACACAGGAAUUGGCUACUAUUCCUCCCAAUACCACUGUGUACUAUGAAGUUGAGCUGCUUUCCUUUGUAAAGGAAAAGGAAUCGUGGGACCUUAAUACGCAAGAGAAGAUUGAGGCAGCUGGGAAGAAAAAGGAAGAAGGAAAUGCAUUGUUCAAGGCUGGUAAAUAUGAAAGAGCAUCAAAUAGAUAUGAAAAGGCCAUAAGAUUUAUCGAGUAUGAUUCCUCCUUAAGUGAUGAGGAGAAACAACAGACCAAAGCAUUGAAAAUAACAUGCAAUCUCAAUAAUGCAGCCUGUAAGUUAAAACUCAAGGACUACAAACAGGCUGAGAAGUUGUGCACAAAGGUGUUGGAGCUUGAUAGUAGGAAUGUAAAAGCACUAUACCGGAGAGCGCAGGCAUAUAUUCAUCUUGUGGACUUGGAUCUAGCUGAGAUGGAUAUUAAGAAAGCCCUUGAGAUUGAACCAGAUAAUAGGGAUGUGAAGAUCGAGUAUAAAAUUUUGAAGGAAAAAGUGCGAGAAUACAACAAGAAGGACGCACAGUUUUACGGCAGCAUAUUUGCAAAAAUGAACAAACUAGAACAAACAAGAACUCCAGCAGCAGAAAAGGAGCCUGUGCCAAUGGCUAUUGACAGUAAAGCUUAAAUGUGAGGAGUUACAUCUGCUGUCCGUGUCUCUGCAUACUCGUAUGGUCUAUUGCUGUGUGGUUCCCGUUUAGUCUUGGUCUCAUAAGUAGGGCUUUGUUUCUUCAUACGACGAUGCUUAUGGUCUCAGUUGUCAGUUGUAUCACAAACUAUGUACACUGAUAGCUAUUAAGGACUGAAGUGAAAUGUUUUGGUUAUUUUUAAUGUUUAAUUUUACCCUGGAAUCUGGAUCACCUGAGGGAGCAAUUAUGGGUUUUCUUAGCCAUAAGGAGUUUCAAAGGGGUCCCACUCUGUUAUUGCUAAGUUCAGAAUUAUUCGGGUAAUUGCAACGGAAUGAACUAAUGUGGAAACAGGAAACACUACGCCCUCUUGGAUAACAUUGUCGAGAUAUUUGUAGGUAUCA